This is a messenger RNA of Ricinus communis (castor bean), 1320 nucleotides long. RefSeq lists its product as uncharacterized. NCBI's taxonomy places the organism in Eukaryota, Viridiplantae, Streptophyta, Magnoliopsida, Malpighiales, Euphorbiaceae. Bases 1 to 1320 code for a protein of 439 amino acids. The transcript has a single exon. The record is from RefSeq and is a predicted model, not a curated record.
AUGAUCUUAUCUAUUACACUGGUGAAACAUUGGUCAAUACGACAACUUGAUGUCAAAAAUGCUUUUUUGCAUGGUAAUAUUUCUGAAGAAAUAUACAUGCAACAACCACCAGGUAUGGCAGACUCCCAACACCCUAACUAUGUCUGUAAACUCCAACGUCCUCUGUAUGGCCUCAAACAAGCACAUCGUGCUUGGUUUGACAGAUUUAGUGCCUUUCUUCUUAAAUAUGGGUUCUUUUGUAGCUUAGCUGAUCCAUCUUUAUUUAUUUUUCAUUCUGAUCAUGGUUCACUUAUUCUACUUCUUUAUGUAGAUGACAUACUUCUCACAGGAUCAACUUUUGAGCUUGUCACCUCCUUUAUUCAUCUUCUCAGUACUGAAUUUUCUAUGAAGGAUUUAGGACCGAUUCAUCAUUUCCUUGGUGUUGAAAUUGCCCACACUCUUACCGGACUGCACUUGUCUCAAUCUCACUAUGCUCUUACCAUUCUUGAAUGCUCCAAUGUGGUUGAGUGUAAGCCUAUGAGUACACCGCUAGAAAUACACCCUCCAUUCUCAUCUAUUAAUCCUCUCCUUGAUGACCCCAGUCACUUUCGAGGCAUUGUCGGUGCCCUUCAAUACCUUACACUCACUAGACUAAACCUUUCUUAUAGUGUUAAUUAUGUUUCACAAUUCAUGCAUGCUCCUACUCUUGCUCAUUUGAAAUUGGUUCGACGUAUACUUCGAUAUGUUAAAGGCACGAUUAACAUUGGGUUACAUCUUUCUGCCCAUAUUACUAUUAAUCUUUGUGCUUUUUCAGAUGCUGAUUGUGCUGGCUAUCCUACCAUAAGGCGAUCCACUACUGGCUACUGUACCUUCCUUGGAACCAAUUUGAUUUCAUGGUGUGCCAAAAAGCAACAUACGAUCUCCCGCUCUAGUACUGAAGCUGAGUACCAUGCCAUGGCAAACACUACAGCAGAAAUAACUUGGCUAACUUACAUUCUUAAGGAUCUUCGUGUUCCACUCUCUUCUACUCCCAUACUCUACUGUGACAAUCUUAGUGCUCUCUACAUGACUAUUAAUCCUGUGUUCCAUGCCCGAAGUAAACAUAUUGAGUUGGACUAUCAUUUUGUGUGUGAACGUGUUGCACUUGGAUUUCUCGUCACUAAACACGUCUCUACUGGCAAACAAGUUGCUUACAUUUUUACAAAAAUCCUGUCUAAGGCUAUCUUUCACUCCUUCUAUACCAAACUUUGCCUCCAACCUCGGCUCGAUUUGCGGGAGGAUAUUAGCAGAAUUCCAAGCUGUACCAAAAAUCAAAAUUAUCAACAGCUUAAAUGUGAGUAA